AGAUGCAUUUGGGGAGAAUCUUGGCACCAAAUGGUUCAUCCUGGGCCAUAAAAUGAUUAACUUGAAUCUUGAAGAAGGGCAGAUCACCAUACAAAUAGUUUCGUUUACAUAGAUUAGGGGAGCAGUAUCGGAAUAUAACAUAGUGGUUUGUCAAGUAGGUUCUGAGCCAAGAGGCAGAACCGACUUGAAGACAGUUUGGGGUAAAUGCAUAUAGUACAUUAGCAUAGCUUAAGAUAAACGCUUCCAUAAGAGAAAGGCAUUGGUUCACUCAAGGUUUGAGAAUAGUUAACUUCAGGUGAAGCCAAGUGUCAUUAUGGCAACACAGUAUUUUAAGAGAAACCUCUUUUUAAAUUUGUAUGGAGAAGGAAAAAAUAUCUCUAGUUUGUUUCCUCCUGCCGCUUAAGAGAGAUAAAAAUGUCUGACACUUGGAGGCUACUUCCUCCGUUUGGAGACCCCUGGCCUUCCUGCCUGUUACCCUCUCAAUACUUUCAUGGUAGCAGUCUCUUAAAAUUGUUGAUUUGGGCCUAACCUGUGGUGUCUCAUAGAGAAUGUUUUAUGUGUCCUUGAGAUGCACGUGUUUUAUGCUUUUGUUGGGCCGUGUGAUCUGUACAUGCCUGUUCAACUUGAACGUUGAAAUCUCAUACUAUUCCUGUGCCACUAUUUCUGUCUUCCUUUCCCUUAACAUUUGCUUCAUUUUUCUGACAUAUCUAAUAUAAGAUGUAUAUAUUUAUUUUACUUGUUACAGCUUUUUGGUAAAUUGACCAUUUUAUCAUUAUACAAUAUUUAUCUCAUCGCACUUUUUUUUUCAUCAGUUUAUUUUGUCUGAUAUAACAGUCUCCCCUGCUCUCUUUAGGAUGGACUUUUUCCAUCCUGUGACUGUUCAUCUUUCCAUGUCCUUAGGUUUGUGAGUACUACCUGUUUCAACUCUCUGACAAACUCUGUGUCUCUUGCCCUGUGUUUUUCCUCCUGUUACUUCUUCUAGUGGCCCCUGCUCAUGCGCAUCGUAUGGUGGUGAAGGACAGACACCCUGGACAGCUCCUUUCAUGCCACUGUAAUUUCAGAAGAAAUAUUUUGAAUGUUUCCUUCCCAUCAUGAUGGUUCUUGAGAUAGUCUUGCUUAAUAACUAUAUUUUUUUCACAUUCUUUUUUUGCCAUGAUUUUUCAUUUUACAAGAAGUUUUUUUACUUUAAUAUUGCUAUAAUUUUUUUUUGUCAUAAUCUAAUGACUCUUCUAAUUUCAAAUCACUGUUUUAUUAAUGGAAAAAAAAAAGCAAAAAAGGUCUUUAGCGUCUGUUAAAGCCUUGCUAUGUAAAUUUAAGUGGAUAAAAUUGUAUUUGUAUUUUUGUAUAUGAUAAUUUUAUUAUGAAUUUAGUUCAAGUAUUUUUUUUUUAAUAUUUUUACCAAUUUUCUUUUGGUAGCCUAGUAUAGAAUGCUGUUGACAAACUCAGCUGAGUACAAAGAAUACAUUUUUAUCAUAUGAAAGAUGCUGAAAUACAUGUGAAUACAUGGAUGAUAUAAAAUUGUCCAAAAAAAUCUGUCAAGAGACACAUCCUCUCAUUUCAGUUACUUUUUAAUAGAUAUGUAUGCAUUCAUGUGCAAGUCUGUGGUUUAGAUACAAGACAUCAUUAUUUAAAAACUGCAUAUCACCUUUUUUUUUUGAGUUGAAAUUAUGUUAUCAGUAUAAUCUGUGGCCUUGAAAUUUUCUAAACAAUCCUAUUAGUGUUUUAAGUAAUAAAUUACUAUCAGUUGUGUUUCUGUAUCCGCAUCUAUAAUGACCUUUCAUGCCAUUCCACAUUGUUCGCUUUGAACUUUGCGUUUUUUUCAUAGUAAUACAAUAUUUAUUUGUUUUCCUUCUGUCAAACCGUGAGCCCACCACUUUCCCCAGGCUGCCUGGGGAGUUACGGGAAAGGGAAUAUACAGGGCAGACACGGGAGAAAGAACUAUGGGAGGUGGAAACAGCUCCUUCACAUCGUGAAGAAGAUGAGCUAGACCACCAUCAGGCAAAAGCGCCCCAUGGCCUUUGAGAGGGCCAAGCCCAUGGCGUAGAAGAGCUACUGUUUCAGAGAAGGGUUCCUGGCCUAACAGUGAUGAAGGUCCCGAACACAGUCCCACUUCCAGCCCCGGAGCCAGCAACCCCUGCUGUGGCAGCUCCAGCUCCAGUGAACUUGGCUGCUGUGUCAGAGUCCCUUGAAAUGGCACUGGUUUGGAAGCUGUGGCUAGGAAUAAGUGAGAUGGUCCGGGGACCUGGGGCUCCCAAGCUGCUGUGGCUCUCAUCGGUCAGUGUCUCCCGUCCUUCACCACCACUCUGGACAGUGAUCACUCAACAGCAGGGAGGUUCUCCUGAUCAAGAAAAACGACUGACCUCUGAGGAUGUGGCCAUCGAAUUCACUCAGGAGGAGUGGGAAUUCCUGGACCCUGCUCAGAGGGCCUUGUACAGGGACGUGAUGCUGGAGACCUACAGGAACCUGCUGUCUGUGGUUCUGGACGCCAGGAUUGUAAAAUGAACCCACAGCCCUGUGCUGCAUCUGGAUUCUCCAGGUCAGAAUACUUUUCCUUGCCUUUCCUGUUUCUAUAUGUUAUUUUCUUCCUUCGACUCAUUGUUUUCUUACUCUACCUUUGAAGGCAGCAAGGUGGCAUUAAAAUUUUUUUUUAAUAUUUAUUUAUUUUUACCAGUUCUUGUUUUAAGCACAUGGGAUCUUUAGUUGUAGCAUUCAAGCCCUUAAUUGUGUCAUAUAUCUAGUUCCCUGACCAGGGAUUGAUCCAGGGUCCCCUAUGUUGGUAGUGUGGAGUCUUAGCCGCUGGACCACCAGGGGAGUCCCAAGGCAUCUUAAAAUCUCUUUACCUUCCAUGACAUCACCGGUUUCAAGAUGAUUCUAUCUCCAUCUGUAUUUUUCUUAGAAGGACCUUUGGAAUUAUAUUUCAUUUACCAGUUCAUCCAAUCUAAUCUUCUGUGUCCAGAUUAUAACUAGAUCACAUUUGCAGACUCCCCUUGGACAUUUAAAGUAGUACUCAACAUGUUCUAGAUAAGAGGAUGUGGGCAGUAUUGGGGCAGAGGGGAGUGCAUUAUUCAGCCUACCACAGCCAGACUGUCUUCUCCUGAUGGGUGUACAAUUUUAACAUCCUUUUCUCUCCAUAUAGCUUUUAUCACUUUUUGUUAAAACAUUGAUUUGUAUUUAUUAAUUUGGCUAUGUCGGGCUUUGGUUGUGGCACCUGAGAUCUUCAGUCUUCCUUGUAGCAUCUUUUCCUUGCAGCAUGUGAAGUCUUAGUUGUGGCAUGUGGAAUCUAGUUUCCCAACCAGUGAUCAAAACCAGACCCUCUGCAUUGGGAGCACAGAGUCUUAUCCACUGGAUGGACCACUAGGGAAGUCCUUAUAGCUUUUAUUUACUUUACUCCCUGAAUUUACUGGCUAGAAUGUCUAAAAUGAUGUCAAUAGCAGUGCUGAGAAUGGACAUAUUGGUCUGCUUCCUAAUCUCUGGGGAAAAGCAUCCAGUCUUUCACCAUUGAGUAUGGUGUUUGCUGUAAGUUUUUGCAGGUGUUCUUUCUUGAGUUGAGGGAGGUUCCCACUCUUCUUUGUUUUCUGAAGUUUAUAUUAUAAAUGGUUGUUUACUUUUGUUAAAUGCAGUUUCUGAAUCAAUUGAUAAGACAGUUUGAUUUUCCUUCUUUUGUCUGUCAACAGUGUGGAUGACAUUGAUUAAAAUUCGAGAUAGCCUUCUAUCCCUCAUUCUAUAGCCCCAUUGGAUCACGGCAUACAAUUAUUUUUGUGUCUUGCUGAUUUCUAUUGCUAAUAUUUUGUUAACAAUGUUUGCUUCUUCAUGUGGGAUUUAGUUGGUAGUUAUCUUUAUCUUUUCUUUUCUUCUGAUACCUUUGUCUCCUAUUGUCUCACGGUAAUACUGGCCUCAUACAUUGAGCUGGGACGUGUUCCCUCCUUUUCUUUGGUCUAAAAGAAAUCAUGUCAAGUUGCUGCUAAAUCUUCUUUGUAUGUUUGUUCAGUUAGUCAGUUCAGUCGCUCAGUCAUGUCCGACUCUUUGCCACCCCAUGGACUGCAGUACUCCAGGCUUCCCUGUCUAUCACAAACUCCUGGAG
Messenger RNA from Bubalus bubalis (water buffalo), 4081 nucleotides. RefSeq names its product zinc finger protein 665. The transcript has 3 exons. Gene Ontology annotation, molecular function: DNA-binding transcription factor activity, RNA polymerase II-specific; RNA polymerase II cis-regulatory region sequence-specific DNA binding. The record is from RefSeq and is a predicted model, not a curated record. NCBI's taxonomy places the organism in Eukaryota, Metazoa, Chordata, Mammalia, Artiodactyla, Bovidae. Gene Ontology annotation, biological process: regulation of transcription by RNA polymerase II. Bases 2086 to 2502 code for a protein of 138 amino acids.